Trypanosoma cruzi is the source of this 578-nucleotide messenger RNA. Its product is annotated as serine/threonine protein phosphatase 2A regulatory subunit, putative. Gene Ontology annotation, cellular component: cytoplasm; protein phosphatase type 2A complex. Gene Ontology annotation, biological process: protein dephosphorylation. Gene Ontology annotation, molecular function: protein binding; protein phosphatase regulator activity. NCBI's taxonomy places the organism in Eukaryota, Euglenozoa, Kinetoplastea, Trypanosomatida, Trypanosomatidae. The annotation marks the transcript as partial. The record is from RefSeq and is a predicted model, not a curated record. The transcript has a single exon.
GUUCCAUGGGAAAUACCCCCGAGGCGAGAGAAAUGGCACCCAAACUCGUUCCCGUUGUUGUGGCACUUGCGGGGGAUCCGAAUUGGCGUAUUCGUGAAGUCGUUAUAUCACAGGUUCCGUUUCUCAUCACCUCGUUAGGCAAAAACGCAGAAGAUGUGGUGGAGCUCUGUGUGCAGCACCUUGUCGACCGUGUGGCGACUAUUCGCGAAGCGGCGGUGCGAUCCUGCUGUACGCUGGUGGCGGAGAAUGGGACGGCAUGGUCACGAGCAUCGCUUUUCCCUCGGCUUAGUUCUAUGGCGUCCACAAACAACUAUCUUCACCGCGUUGCACUCGCACACUUUUAUGCAUCACUGGCGAGUAUCCAAAGCCUGGACUGCGGCACCGCCUCACAACACAUUCUUCCCAUAUUGCGUCUAUUUGCUCAAGACAGUGUGCCGAAUGUGCGUCUUAACUGUGCCAAGGCACUUUUGGCGCUGAAAAAGGGCAGACGACUGUUAGAUAGUGACACUGAGCCGCUUAUAAGUCGGUUGCGAAAAGACGCGGAUGUUGACGUACGGUUUGUCGCAUCAGAAGACUGA